Dromaius novaehollandiae (emu) is the source of this 2251-nucleotide messenger RNA. RefSeq names its product NIMA related kinase 3 (gene NEK3). The transcript is spliced from 16 exons. The record is from RefSeq and is a predicted model, not a curated record. Lineage: Eukaryota; Metazoa; Chordata; Aves; Casuariiformes; Dromaiidae. The coding region runs from base 635 to 2146 and encodes 503 amino acids. Gene Ontology annotation, biological process: protein phosphorylation. Gene Ontology annotation, molecular function: ATP binding; protein kinase activity.
CCGCCGCGCUCCCGCCUCGGCCGGGCAGGCCCGGGCCGCCCCCCGCCCUGCCGCUUUCCUGAGCUGCCUCGUCCCAGCCCGGCCGGGAGGCGGUGGAGCUCUGCCUGCGCGGCAGGCGCGUCGCCCGCUUUCCUCAGGGGCCCGGAGCGCCGUAGCGCCAUGCGGUAAAUAGCGCCCCGGAGCUGCCUCCGCUGUCCCCGGCUGUUGUCCCGCGCCACCGCGGGCGUUGAGGGCGUUUGUAAGCUCUUCGGCGCGCUGAGGGGAGCGAGGAGGCUCCGUCGGCAGCCCAGGGCGCGUAGCCGGGGGCCGUGGCGCGGGAGGGGCCGCCGCGCCGCGCCUCGCGUUGCAGUGUUGCGCGCUCUGAGCGCGUCCUGCGUGGCAGCGGGUGCAAGGAGCGUCUGCGCCUGCGGGCAGCAGCAGGGAAACGGCAGCGUGCCAACGUAAUCACAAAAUAGUGGAAUAAUUUAAGUUGUAUGACCUUAUCUUCCCCGCUCUUUCACGUGUGCUUUAAUCAGAUAAUAUAAAAAUGGCCAACGUUUUUUCAAAAAAUGAAUCAAGGUCGUGAAUCAAGAUUUAGAAGUCUAUCCUGUGAAAGAACGUUUAAAGAGAAGUGUGGAACCUUGGUUUACAAAGAAUGGAAGAAUACAAAGUGUUGAAAGUGCUAGGAGAGGGAUCCUUUGGGAGAGCUCUCCUAGUUCAUCAUGAAAGCAGUAAUCAAAAGUAUGCAAUGAAGGAGAUAAGACUUCCAAUGUCUUCAUCCGAUGCAGAGAACUCCAGGAAGGAAGCUAUUCUAUUGGCUAAAAUGAAACAUCCAAAUAUUGUUGCCUAUAAAGAAUCAUUUGAAGCUGGUGGACAUCUUUAUAUAGUGAUGGAAUAUUGUGAUGAUGGAGAUCUAAUGCAAAAGAUUAAGCACCAAAGAGGAAAGCUGUUCUCUGAAGACACGAUCCUUCACUGGUUUGUACAGAUGUGCCUGGGUGUGAAGCACAUUCAUGAUAAACGUGUGUUGCACAGGGAUAUCAAGUCUAAGAAUGUCUUCCUCACUCAAAAUGGAAAAGUAAAAUUGGGAGAUUUCGGGUCUGCACGCCUUCUUGCACAUCCAGUGUCAUAUGCUUGCACAUAUGUGGGAACUCCUUAUUAUGUGCCUCCAGAAAUAUGGGAAAGCAUGCCCUACAACAACAAAAGUGAUAUAUGGUCUCUGGGAUGCAUUUUAUAUGAGCUGUGCACUCUUAAACAUCCAUUUCAAGCCAAUAGCUGGAAACAUCUCAUCCUUAAGAUAUGCAAAGGGUCCUACAAUCCACUGCCGUCUCACUAUUCCUAUGAGCUUCAUUACUUAAUAAAGCAGAUGUUUAAGAGAAAUCCCAAGAACCGUCCAUCAGCCACUACUAUUCUUGAAAGAGGUUGUUUAACCAAACUUAUCAAAAAUUGUCUGCCUUCUGAGACAUUCCAGAUGGCAUCUGAAUUUGAACAGGCAUUAAAGGAAACCAAGAAACAUGAGGGCAGUGCAGCAAGACCGAAAGGUAACAUUACAGCUAGUGGAAGCUCAAAUGAUGAGAAAAAAAAUAGGCAAAGUAAAGAAGGAAGUAGCAAAAGUAGCACCUUGCAACGGGAAAAUAUUACCAAGGAUUUGAGUGAAAACACACAAGAGCAAAGGAAAUCUGGUGAGGAAGCAGAAACUUCUGAAGUCCCCCCAGGAAUUACUUAUUUGUCACAUCCUCACAGGAGGCAAUGGAAGAAAAAGAUCUCUAAUGCCAUAGUGGAUGUCCUGGAAAAUGCAUCCUUGCUUUCUUCCAGUUUUACAUCUGAAGAGAUUAAAAGUGGCUGUGUUACAAAGUACAGUGAAAAUAAGCCACGUAAGCAGUGGAACAAGGAAACUCCUCAGACUCUAAUGAACAUUCUCAGUAAUGCAGAUGUCAGCUUAGCAUUUAAAACAUACACCAUUUAUAAACCAGCUUUUGAAAAUAUAUUAAAAGGGCCACUUUCUGAUGGAACGGAAACAUCUGACGAAGUAGAUGGUGAACAUGAAGCUAUUAUCACAGAUUUGGAGAGGCUUGAGCCUAGAACUGAUGAAGAUGACACGGACUUUGAUGAGGAAGAUGAUCCAGAUUGGGUGUCGGAACUUAAAAUGAUAUUGAAACACAGUAACUGAAAGCUUGAAUUUCUGUACAACAACUGAAGAACUUAUACUUUCUGAUAUUUAUAAUGCAAAUCAGGAUUUGUUGUAGUUAUUAAUAAAAGGAUCUCAGUCAAUUAA